Alternaria ventricosa is the source of this 1740-nucleotide messenger RNA. RefSeq lists its product as uncharacterized. The transcript has 2 exons. The coding region runs from base 1 to 1740 and encodes 579 amino acids. The record is from RefSeq and is a predicted model, not a curated record. Lineage: Eukaryota; Fungi; Ascomycota; Dothideomycetes; Pleosporales; Pleosporaceae.
AUGACCGCGCGUGGCCGUCUCGAACGCAUCGAUGAAGACCAAGAGUCUCCCUUCCAACGCCGGACCACCAUAGCCUUCUUCGCUGAAGGUGUAGUUCUCUAUGUGUUCAACUACACACCUCGCUCAAACGCAGAAACCCUGUCUUUGAGCUUGCUUGCCACAGCUUGUGCUGGUAUCCUGUUCAUGGAAUACCGACUAAUGGUACCAAGCUUGAUCGCAUCGAUCUUGGCGAUGCUCCUCGUCGGUGCAGCAAGUGCACUGAAAAAGCUUGCUGCUAGACACUAUCCAGGAGAAUAUGCUACUCGAAGCAUGAACGCUAUGUUGCUCGUAGUUAUGGGCGGUCUGCUAGCAUUGUUCUGUCUUGUCAGCAACUUUCCGGGCGAGCACUGGGACUCAUUCGACACAAGCAGCCUGCCUCUCCGCGGUCUCAAUGCCUUCUCAACAGCAGCGGCAUUGUUGAGUGGGGGCUCGAUACUUUUCCCAAUGGAUAUGCAGUCAGGAGGCCAACUACCCGGAAGCAGCUUUGCCGCGACACAACGCGUCCGCAGCGCCACGACAAUUCUAGCCAUGGCAGCCAUCACAGGUUCUUUUACUGUUCUGUCAACGCGCCGAUCCUACACCAGCUUCUACCAACUAUCAUGCUUUUUCCUCGCCAUCAUGUGCGCCUGCGGCAAAGAUAUCUACGACACGGUUUGGAAACCGUCCAACCGUCAGGACAGCUCGCGCGGAAGCUACGAUCUUGUCUCACGCUCUCUCAAUGCACCGAUCGACGACGAAGAGGAUUUUGGUACCAAAGCGCAACGAGCAUCACGGCCAAGAUCGCAGGGCAACAGCGCUCGCUCCUCUUUGGUCAGCUUGGCCUUGAUCGUGCUGUGGACAGCAUUCGUGAGCUUGAACUUUGGACAACGACAAUACCCUCGAGAGGAGCCCCGCCUGGAUCUACAAUACGAACCCAUUGGACCCUUGGAAGUUGUGAUCAGCAUGUACAAAGAGCGCACUGAAGAUGUUGCUGCUCUUAUAAAGAAGCUGGAGAGCAUGCCACAAAUGACCGAGGCUCUUGUUACGAUUUACUUGAAGGACGGAGAAGCAGACGAAAGAAAGAUCAAAGCGGAAACGAACGCGCACGAAGUCAUCAAGCUACCAAACAUAGGACGCGAAGCCGAAACCUACCUGAACCACAUCGUCAACCGCUGGGACAGCCUUGCCGAACGAACGAUUUUCCUCCAAGCCGACGUUCACAACCCACGAGAAUUCUACCCAUUCUUCGAGCGAUAUUUCCGGGCGAACCAGACAGGCUUCCUUAACCUGGGUUGGGCGGGGAUAUUAUGCAAUGGCGACGACUGCGGGGACAAGCGCGGCUGGCGUGAUGAGACAUCGCUGUUCGCGGACGUACAAUCCCGAAUUGACGGAUCCACUCGUGAGAACGUGCUGCUCAGCUACAAAGGCCAGUUCGUUGUUACUGCUGCGCGCAUUCGCGGAAUCGACAAGUCCAUCUAUGACGAUUUGUGGCAGCUCUUUGUCGACGAACACAGCUGGGCACACCAAGAGCCCUACCUUCAAGAACGACCCGAUUCGAUGAGCCAACCCUGGUUCGGAUACACAAUGGAGAGGAUAUGGAAUGUACUGUUUCAGUGCUCAGACAUGGAUGUUGCAUGGCGAUGCCCGACUCUGUUGAGCGGGUGGAGACCUGGUGGUAGCAUUGCCGACUGCCAGUGCUUUGAUUCAGAAUCGGCUGAGUAG